Sparassis crispa is the source of this 2613-nucleotide messenger RNA. RefSeq lists its product as hypothetical. The transcript has 4 exons. The record is from RefSeq and is a predicted model, not a curated record. NCBI's taxonomy places the organism in Eukaryota, Fungi, Basidiomycota, Agaricomycetes, Polyporales, Sparassidaceae. The coding region runs from base 1 to 2613 and encodes 870 amino acids.
AUGUCUUCUGCCUCUGCAGUAGGAUCUGGACCUGAUUAUGUAGGCCCACACUUUGACUAUUGGAAAGACUUCUCUUCUGUGGAAGGCGACAAUGCCCAAGUAUCUGCUCACUCUGACGAUGAAGAUGAACUCAUGGAUUUCAUCGACGUUCUUACGGCUUCAUAUGUACCGCACCCCAUCGACGUGUCUCCACUACAUCCAUCGAAUGCCAAGGGCAAGCAGAUAUUCUUUCCGGACCCCAGGAUUCAGUGGGAACGAGCAAAUACAAUGGACGAUUCCGAUUCCGACGACGAAUGUUCUAACUCUAUGACUUCCGAUGGUUUCCCAGCCCAAUUUCUUGACAAAUCGCUCUAUUCUCCCCAUGGUCCGUGGGCGUGGGCGAGUGGGUUAUCCAUAAUGAAUCCGAAGGCUUUGUUAGACAUAGGUGCGGGAGCUAUGUGCUCCGCGACACUCAAGACAGGUUUCCUUGGAUCUCGCAGAGUGAUGUACAUCAGCAGAUGCUGGGAAUUGAAGAAGCGUCUUCGGUGGAGAGGAUUCUAUUCGGAGCUCGCGCUCUACAAAUCCCAGUAUUACUUGAAAUCGCUUCAGGGCCUUGUCAUCCCAUCCAUUAUCGGAGUUCACGUCGAUGGGAGAUCUGUCAGUCUCGCGAUGGAACCUCCCCACCAUUCUUUCUGGAUAGAGGCCUCUCCUGAUAUGCCCGACAUACUCAAGGAGAUUGUCGUUGAAGGGUUGGAGAAGAUUCAUGCCAAAGGCGUUCUCCACGGAGAUAUCGAACUGCGUCAUAUACUCAUUGGAGGUGACUGCAGGGUUACCUUCAUUGACUUUCAAGAAAGCCGUUCGCUGCGUCCUUACCCGGACGUGAUGCUCGGGAAGGCCGACAGGCCUGAAUUUGAGAUGGAGAUGCGCAUGCUGAAGUACAAAAUCGAUUACAAGGGAGCACAAGGGAAAGAAGAGGCUAAAAUGGCUCGAGCAAUGGAGCGCGAAGGAAGGAACGCGCAACGGAGGAACGCGGAAGAACGGAGGUACGCGCAAGGACCCUAUGCACACAUUGCGCCACACCUUCUUCGCGAAAAAUACCGGCCACAGAUUGUGGAAGACGAGCAACCGAUUGAAGAAGACGUCCUAGAGCCUCCGCCGCAUCCACAGGACUGGAGAGAGCGAUGGAUACGAUGUCGUUCUGCACCUCGUCGCACCGUUGUUCCUGGCCAGACGGCUGCAGAAGUGGAGACGGCCGUGGCGCAUUUUUUGGAUAAACUCCGUCGUAUGCAGGAUCUAUACAACUCAAACCCUACACUAUCACGUACUGACGUUCACUCUCCGGGAUCGAUCGCUGUUCCUAUGCGCAAGCGUCGCGCAUCUGAGACGUCGGAGCCUGAGGGCCGAUCGAAACGCCGCCGUCUCGAAAAGCCAAGUGACGAUGUGGCAGACGAUCCCGAGCCAGCCGCUCAGGUUACGGUUUCCUGGGAGGUCUUAUCGACAUCCUCUAUUAAUUGCGCCACUGGAGAUCUGUUGCCGGCGAGUAACAACAGCUCGGACCCACCGAAGCCUCCUAGAGUACGCGACUUCGCGACUGCCCCGUACGAAGGCCCUCGCGGCUUCUACGUGCCUCAUCCUCCAACCGACAAUCGGCUUAGUAUUGAACGAGCCUUCCACAUCCGCCAGGAAAACAGCACACAAUGUCGGAAGGAAGGCCUCCCAUACUAUACCAAGGAUGCGGUGAUGGUCAAGCCUGCGAGUCUCCACCGAUAUCUAAAGCGUGGCGAGCACAUUUCCAUGGGAGCGCUGAAGAGGAAGCAUGACGAUCCAUCUUGGAUGAGCAAUGGAGACAGGAUGAAGAAAAGGCAUAGGGAGAAGCAGGGAGACCGAGGUGCCGAUGCGGAGGAGGAUAUGGUGGUCGUGGAGGCGAAUAAAGUCCUCGACCUUGGCAGAAGAUCCAAAACUUCGAAGAAACGGAGCCCCAGUUCUCGACCUACCUCUGUUAAUGCUCGUCGUGGCAUACUGCGGAAUACGCCGACUAUCAAGACUAUAUCGUACGCAAAAGGUGAUUGGCAAGAGGAAGCAGAUCUCGAGUUCUCCCCAAAAUUGGGCCCUCGUCCGCUAUUAGUGUCGAAGACCGAGGCGAGGCCUAUUCUCGGUGCCGUGGUUAGCGAUUUACUACCGUGCGCUCGCGUAUAUCCGGACGAAGAAGAUUCCCCGAAUGAGGGCGACGACGUCGCACGUCCACCGACGUCUGACGUGAGCUUGGAGCUUGCUCAUACAACGCUCGGUUUGCCCUCGCAUUUUUCGUCUGAUGGCACUCAUGCGUCCGGAUCUGGAAGCGCGAGAUCUGAAUCAAACGAAGUAUCGCACCAGGCGAUCACCGUCCCGUCAUGUAGUCCUCCUCCAUGCACCUUGGGCACCACUUCUUCGUCCGUCCCACCACGCAUCCGCUCGCGUGCGACUUGUCCGCAGAGCGCCGUCGACCGCGCUCCCAUCGACCACUUAAGACGUAGAUCUCUCUCGCCGAGGAAAACCGUGGCCGGUUGCACACCAGAGGAAGAAGCCUCGGAUUCCGAAGAAGACGAGAGAGUUGUUGAAGCGAUGCUGCUGGGCGGCGAGGAAGAUCGCUUAUGA